Messenger RNA from Brassicogethes aeneus, 324 nucleotides. The record is from the annotation of a GenBank genome assembly. NCBI's taxonomy places the organism in Eukaryota, Metazoa, Arthropoda, Insecta, Coleoptera, Nitidulidae.
AUGAAAAUACCAGAAGAUAUAGAUUUUCUUUUGUCACAAAGUCAAAAAGGAAGACCGGGAUAUUUAGCUGGAAUUGAUAAAAAACUUUCUGAUGUAGACACAACGACCGAUGAUGAUGUAGAUAUUUGUGAAGAGCAUAUCCUUGGUGUUCCACUACUUGAAUCCGGAAAAGCAGCAUCUGCUGUAUAUCAACUUCUUGAAGAACACCAGCUAAGUGAAAGCGUCAAAGCUCUUUGUUGCGAUACUACGGCAUCAAACAGUGGCCGAAUAAAUGGCGCUUGCGUUCUUCACAUCUACGAACUAAUUUUAAAAUGUGCCUUCUAA